Molecule: messenger RNA, 11506 nt
Organism: Salvelinus namaycush (lake trout)
Lineage: Eukaryota; Metazoa; Chordata; Actinopteri; Salmoniformes; Salmonidae
Product: laminin subunit alpha-3-like
Exons: 75
Coding region: 1-10209 (3402 amino acids)
Biological process (GO): cell adhesion; regulation of cell migration; regulation of embryonic development
Molecular function (GO): signaling receptor binding
Source: RefSeq, a predicted model, not a curated record
AUGCUGAGGGCUGAGACUGAGACCCGCCUGCCUGUGUCUUUUAACGAAAUAACCGGGUUUAGUUUGAGCCCCCCGUACUUCAACCUUGCGGAGGGGUCACGGAUAUCCGCCACCGCAACUUGCGGUGAAGAUGAAGCCGGGAGACCGAGAUCUGAUUUGUACUGUAAACUUGUCGGAGGACCUACUUUUGGACUUCCUAGUCAAACGAUACAGGGACAGUAUUGUGACAGAUGCAACUCCAACGAGCCAAACAAGGCCCACCCGGUGAGUAACGCCAUCGAUGGCACUGAGCGCUGGUGGCAGAGCCCGCCUCUCUCCCGGGGACCUAUGUACAAUGAGGUGAACGUCACUUUGGACCUGGGACAGCUCUUCCAUGUGGCCUACAUCCUCAUCAAGUUUGCCAACGCCCCUCGGCCUGACCUAUGGGUCCUGGAGCGCUCCUUGGACCAUGGGAAAACGUAUGCUCCAUGGCAGUACUUUGCUCAUUCUAAAAGGGAGUGCAUUGAGAGGUUUGGCAAAGAACCAAAUGGACGCGUAGUCCGAGAUGAUGACCAGAUCUGCACCACAGAGUACUCAAAGAUCGUUCCAUUGGAGAACGGAGAGAUUGUGGUGUCCCUGGUCAACGGUCGCCCGGGCUCUAAGAACUUCAGCUAUUCUCCAGUGCUGAGAGAUUUCACCAAGGCCACCAACAUCCGCCUGCACUUCCUCAGGACCAGCACUCUGUUGGGGCACCUAAUUUCCAAGGCCCAGAGGGACCCCACUGUCACACGCAGGUAUUACUACAGCAUCAAAGACAUCAGUGUCGGGGGACGCUGCGUUUGUCACGGCCACGCGGAGGUGUGUGGGGGGCGUAACCAAGGCAAACCCAAUCGGCUACAGUGCGAGUGCGAACACAACACCUGUGGUGAGUCAUGUGACCGCUGCUGUCCAGGGUUCAACCAGAAGCCAUGGCGUGCUGCUACGACAGACAGUCCCAACGAGUGCCAACCCUGCCAGUGCCAUUCACAUGCCACUGAGUGUUAUUACGACCCAGAGGUGGAGCAGAGGAGAGCAAGUUUAGACACAUUCGGCAGGUACGACGGCGGAGGAGUGUGCAUCAACUGCCAGCACAACACAGCGGGAGUGAACUGUGAGCUUUGUGCUGAUGGAUUCUACAGACCCCAUGGAUCACCUCCAGAGUCUCACAGUGGAUGCAUACCCUGCAGGUGUGAUGCCAGGACUACUGCUGGUUGUGAGAUGGGGACAGGACGUUGCCACUGCCGGCCAGAAUUCACCGGAAACAACUGUGAACGCUGUGCAGACAGUUACUAUGGCUACCCGCAGUGCAUUAGGUGUGUGUGUGACCGCGGUGGAUCAGUGCUGGAGUUGUGUGAUGCGUCAGGGCGCUGCAUUUGUGGUGAUGGUGUGGAGGGUGAGAGAUGUGACCGCUGUCGACCAGGACACCACUCAUUCCCUAACUGCCAAGAGUGUGUGUGCGAUGGCAGUGGUUCGGUGCUGGAGAUGUGUGACGCAUCAGGGCGCUGCGUGUGUCGUGGAGGGGUGGAGGGCGAGAGAUGUGACCGCUGUCGACCGGGUUACCACUCCUUUCCUAACUGCCAAGCCUGCCAGUGUUUAGGGGAGGGUUCCUAUGACUCCAUGUGUAACCAAGUAUCAGGCCAGUGUCUGUGUCGCCCUGGGGUGGUGGGACAGCAGUGUGAUCGCUGUGCCGGGUCAGGCCUCCGCUUCCCCCAGUGUUCAGCCUCCAUCACCCAGUGUAACCCAGCAGGGUCAGAGGUCAGCACAGCAGAUCCACAAACGGAGGGUUCCUGUGGCUGCCUGCCCAACGUGGAGGGAACACUGUGUGACAUGUGUAAACCUCUCUACUGGAACCUGGCAACAGAGAACCCCAGCGGCUGUAUAGAGUGUCGCUGUGGCAUCAAAGGCACCCUGAGUGGGGUAGGAGAGUGUCAACAGAAAAGUGGCCAGUGUUACUGCAAGCCCAACGUGUGCAGCCAUACCUGUGACACAUGCACGGAGGGCUACUACCUGCUGCAGAAGAGGAACUAUUUUGGCUGUCAAGGCUGCCAGUGUGAUGUGGGAGGAGCCAUAGGCAGAGGGUGUGAUGAGAUGUCUGGACAGUGCCAGUGUCGGAAGAACGUAGUGGGCCGCACCUGCACUGAGCCAGCACCUAACUACUACUUCCCCAGCCUGCACCACCUGAGGUAUGAGGUGGAGGAUGGCAUCACCCCCAACGCCAGGCCCGUACGCUUCGGCUACGACCCCCAGACGUUCCCAGGAUUCAGCUGGAGAGGUUACGCCAUCAUGUCCCCAGCGCAGAGUGAAGUGAGAGUAACAGUGCAUGUGGACGAGGCAAGGCGAUCCUUGUUCCAACUUGUCCUGCGGUACGCUAACCCCAGCAGCCAGGACAGUGUGACUGGUAGUGUAACGGCUACCUAUGUCCGAGGGUCAGGUCAGAGUAAGGAAGUGGUGUUUCCUUCUAGCUCCUCCCCUGCCUACCUCACAGUCCCUGGGGACGGCUUCGCUGAGCCGUUCACACUGACCCCUGGGAAAUGGAUCAUACGCAUCCAGGCAGAGGGCCUUCUACUGGACUACUUGGUGCUGCUGCCCAGUGAUUACUACGAGGCUCCCUUCCUCCAGGAGAAGAUCGCCCAGCCCUGCACGUACACAUUCACCGCAGACAGAGACACAAACUGUCUGCUGUAUAAGCACAUGGCGAUGAACAGGUUCAGCUCUGUGCUGGGCUCUCAGGGCCAGUUCUCCAGCCAGUGGAGACGCAGGAGGAGACAGGCCCUCGUCCGCCGGCCAACUCCAGCCCACCCCGAGAUGGCCUCGCUCACCGGGAGACAGGCCCAGUUACAGCUGAGCCUGCGUGUGUCUCCACCCGGUCCCUACAUCCUGGUCCUUGAGUAUGCCAGCGAGGUAGACAUGGUCCAGAACGUCAACCUCAUCAUCGCUGACCAAUCAGAGAGUCAUAUCCAGGCCAGAGCCAACAUCUACAGCUGCCAUUACAGCUUCCUUUGUCGCAGUGUGGCGGUUGACGGAACCAAUCGCGCUGCAGUGUUCCAGUUUACCCACAAGGCCGAGCUUCUUCUACAGACCUCCACAGCCUCAAUGCUGCUGUAUAAAGUGUAUGCAGUGCCCGCGGAGGAGUUCUCCAUGGAGUACCUGGACCCCAAGGUGCUCUGUGUCUCUGUCCACGGACGCUUCACUGAGGACAGUCAGUACUGUGUUCCCAGCCAGUACGACAGGCCCUCCACAGCUCUGGUUCUGGACGCAGCUCGGGACGCGCGCCACUCCUCCCCACAUGUCGUCCCCCAGCAGAGGGAGAGUGAAGAGUGGAGACAAAGACGACAGUCAGGGGCUGGGGGCUUCCCUUUCCCUGGAGCCCAGAGUGAAGGGGUACUACUCAAAUCUCCCCAGACAGAGAUCCGUUUCAGUGCCAGGGUGCCAGUUCCUGGCAGGUAUGUGUUUGUGGUCCACUACUGUCAACCUGAACACACCACCUUCCCUGUGGAGGUACGGGUGGAUGCCGGACACACGUGGGCCGGCUCUGUGAAUGCCUCUUUCUGCCCGGGGGUCUCCUGCUGCAGGGAGGUGGUCAUCGCUGAGAGGCGCAUCGCUCUGGACCUUCCCCAGCAAGACAUGGCCAUCUCUCUCAAGGUUCCACCCGGGAAGACCCUCACUCUGGAUUACAUCUUGGUGGUUCCUGACGAUAGCUACACCCCUGAUCUCCUGAAAGAGAAACCGUUUGAUAAGUCAUCUGAUUUCACCAGGCAGUGUGGAGGACCAAGCUUUUCUAUAGACCCCAGAACGUCCUCCCAGUUCUGCAGAGACUCGGCCCGCUCCCUGGUAGCAGCCUAUAGUGACGGGGCCCUGCCCUGCUACUGUGACAAAUCAGGGGCUACGGGGCCCACCUGUAACCCUGUAGGGGGCCAGUGUCCCUGUAGGCCCCAUGUGAUCGGUCGGCAGUGUACACGAUGUGCCACAGGAUACUACGGCUUCCCCUACUGCAGACCGUGUGAGUGUGGCCAGCGGCUGUGCCACGAGGUGACAGGUCAGUGUAUCUGCCCGCCCCAGACAGUGAAGCCAGUCUGUGACGUGUGUGAGAGCCAGACGUUCAGCUACCACCCUCUAGUGGGCUGUGAGGGCUGUGACUGCUCCCCCAACGGAGUCAGGCCCAACGCAGGGAGAGAAUGUGACCGUGACACGGGACAGUGCACGUGUAAGCCCAGGAUCGGUGGGCGGCAGUGUGACCGGUGUGCUGCAGGGUUCUACAGGUUCCCAGACUGUGUCCCAUGUAACUGUAACCAGGGAGGGGUCACACCUGAUAUAUGUCACCCUGACACAGGACAGUGCCUCUGCAAGAGGAACGUGCAGGGUGCCCGCUGUGAUGCCUGUAGAGACGGGUCCUUCCACUUUGACCCCUCCCACCCCAGAGGCUGCGUCAGUUGCUUCUGCUUUGGAGCCACCGACCAGUGCCAGAGCUCUGGCAAACGCAGGGGGAAGUUUAUGGACAUGCGUGGCUGGCGUCUGGAGAGGGCUGACCAGGAGGAGGUGGCAUCAGUCCUCAACCCGUCCAGUAACACUGUGGUAGCAGACGUACAGGAGUUGCCUGGCACUACCCAGCUCCUCCACUGGGUGGCGCCACCAUCCUACCUGGUAGACCGGGUGUCAUCCUAUGGGGGCUACCUCACCUACCAGGCUAAAUCCUUUGGGAUUCCCAGUGAGGGGAUGUCGCUGAUGGACCGCAGACCUGAUGUUCUGCUCAGUGGCCAGGAGAUGACCCUGGUCCACAUGUCCCCACAUACCCCUAAUCCUGACAGACUCCACCAGGGCAGAGUCCAGCUAGUAGAGGGGAAUUGGCGUCACUUCAGCACCAACCGUCCUGUGUCUAGAGAGGAUCUGAUGGAAGUCCUGGCAGGUCUGGUUGGUCUGAGGGUGCGGGCCCUCUACUUCACCCAGAGCCAGAGACUCAGCCUUGGGGAGGUGGGCCUGGAGGAGGCCACAGACACAGGGGCCGGGGGCCCUGCCAGCACCGUGGAGGAGUGUGCCUGUUCCCCUCUCUACAGAGGAGACUCCUGCCAGAAAUGUGCUCGUGGUUACUAUAGGGACGGCAGUGGGCCCUACCUGGGUCGCUGUGUGGCCUGCUUCUGUAACGGCCUCGCCAACGAGUGUGACGACAGGACAGGGAGGUGCCUGAACUGCCAAUACAACACAGCCGGGGACAGGUGUGAGCACUGCAAAGACGGUUACUAUGGAGACGCUGCCCAGAGAUCAUGCCGGGUGUGCCCGUGCCCCUUUAGUGUGCCAGCUAACAGUUUUGCGGUGGGUUGCAGAGAGGUUGUUGGAGGGUUCCAGUGUGUUUGCCGACCAGGCUACGCAGGAGACAGUUGUGAACGAUGCGCUCCUGGUUACCACGGUGAUCCAUUGACAGCCGGAGGAAGCUGUAGGCCUUGUGACUGUAGCGGCAACGGAAACAGCUGUGACUCCAGGACUGGUGUGUGCAAGAAUACGUUGGAGCCAGGGGACACCAACACAGACGAGCAGUGCCAAGAGUGUGACGACUGCGCCGAGACCUUACUAAACGAUCUGGGGCGUCUGGAUGAGGAGCUGGGCAGGAUUAAGACUCAGCUGGAUAACGCCAGUAUCUCCGCCUCCUCUCAGGACCGACUCAGGAUGCUGGAGAAUACCAUCACAGAGACCAAGAGUCUGGUGAGCAAGUUCAGUUCCAGUGUGAACAGCCAAAAGCCCAAGGUUAGCCAACUGGAGCAGGACACUCUCAGUGUCAACGAGGAUAUCAGCGCUCUCAAAGAAAAGGCGGAUGACAGGGCUGUGAAUGCCCAGAAAGUGCUGGGUGAUGUGGGUAAGACCCAUCUGAGAGCUAAAGACCUGGACACUGAGGCUAAGAACCUGCUCCAGAAGAUCCUGGCCCUGCUGCAGCAGCUGAAAGAGUCUGGUUCCGGUGAUGUGGUGCCCAGUGAGAACCUGGCUAAGAUGUUAUCCGACGCUGAACGCAUGGUGAAGGAGAUGGAGAAGAGAAACUUCAACCCCCAGAAAGACGCAGCCGAGAAAGAGAGAGACGAGGCCCAGAAACUGCUGGACUACAUCAAGGCUAAUGUGACCAGGCAGUAUGAUCAGAAUGAGGCAGCAGCCAAGAGGGUGAAGGGUCUUCUGAAGGACUAUGAAGCUAAACUGAAGGACCUGGAUGAGGCUCUGAAACAGGCUGGGGACAUGGUGAAGAAAGCCAACUCUCAGAACGGACUCAACUCAGAGGCACUGAAAGACAUCCUGAAACGUAUGGAGGACCUGAAGAAGGAGCGGAAGAAGGUCCAGGACCAGAUAGCCAUGGCAGAAGAUCAGCUGAAGGCCACAGAGGACCUCCUGAGAAUGCUGAAUGACAGCAAGACUGAGUAUGAACAGCUAGCUGCCCAACUGGACGGUGCCAGGACUGACCUCACCAAGAAGGUCAACGCCAUCUCCCAGGCCGCGGCCAAGGAGGACAUUGUGGAGCGAGCAGAGAGACACGCUGAGAACCUGGCCAAGCUGGCCAAGGAACUACAAGAUGCUGUAAGGGACUCGAGUGGCCGCUCUGAUGUGCGUGAUGCCAUGGACGCCAUUGAGGCCUACAAGAACAUCACAGAUGCGGUCAAUGCUGCAGAGAAGGCAGCCAAGGAGGCCAAAGAUGCAGCUGACAAAGCCCUGAAGGAUGUGAAGAAAGAGGACCUGACAAAGAGAGCUAAGAAUCUGAAAGAAAGCGGGAACGACCUACUGAGGGAUGCCAAGGACGCAGAAAAAGAUCUCAAAGAGGCCUCUGAUGACCUCACAGCCCAGAAGAAGCGCCUGAAUGACGCAGAGAAUAAGAAGAAAGCGUUGGAGACGGACCUGCUGGAUGCCCAGGCAGAGCUGAACAACAUCCAGAGAGAUGAUAUAGGAGACAUGCUAGAUGAGGCGAAGAGGAAGGCAGCGUCUGCCAAUGACACGGCCAGCACCACCAUGGACAGACUGAACGCCAUCAGAGAGGAAGUGGACAAAUUCAACGUCAUGCCCUCCGACUCCAACCUCGGCAGCAUCAUGGACGAUGUGGACAAAUCAGUAAAGAAUCUGUUGAACAGCAUCCCGUCUCUGCAGGAUAAGAUCUCGGAGGUGGAGGAGCUCAGCUCUCAGCUCUCCCCCGUCACCAACGUCUCUGAUAACAUCAAUAGGAUCAAGGAGCUCAUCGAGCAGGCUAGAGACGCAGCCAAUAGGAUUGUGGUCCCUAUGAAGUUCAGUGGGGAGGGCCACGUGGAGCUGCGUCCCCCCAGGGAUAUAGAAGACCUGAAGGCAUACACGUCCCUGUCCCUGUCCCUGCAGAGACCAGAGCUCACCAACAACCGAGGGGACGGAGCACGCAGACGAAGACAGGCCACCACGAUCACAGACACGAGUGACAUGUUCGUACUCUACCUCGGCAACCAAGACUCGUCUAAAGACUUCAUCGGCAUGGCCCUGAGGAAUAACGUGCUGUUCUGUGUGUACAAUCUGGAUGGAGAAGAGUAUGAGAUCAAGACAGACUUCAUCACUAGGUCUCCCUCUGAGCCUUCCUUCUUUGACAAGGUGGACCUGCGCAGAAUUUACCAAGACGCAGAAGUGAACCUCACCAAGCUGUUCACAUCCAACCAGCCGGACCCACCUCGGACCAGCAGCAAGCAGGGAGAGCUGACCAGGAACCUUCUAAACCUGGACCCUAGUGACAUUGUCUUCUACGUCGGGGGCUACCCCUCCAACUUCAUUCCUCCAGCCUCCCUCAACUACCCCAACUAUAAGGGAUGCAUCGAGCUGUCCACCUUCAAUGACAGAUUCAUCAGUCUAUACAACUUUAAGAAUGCUGUCAAGGUCAACCUGGAGAGUCCAUGCAAGAGGUAUGUCCAACCAGUGGUGUUUGACUACUUUGAGGGGACUGGUUAUGCCAAGGUGUCCACCCAAGGUGUCAAGGUGUCCACCCUCCUCCUGGGCCAGACCAUCUCCACUCGCUCAGAAAAUGGGCUUUUCCUCUACAUUGGAAAUGAGGUCAACUACUACUGUGUGACGUUUGAGAGAGGCUACAUUGUCAUCCAUAGUAACUUGCUCAGAGAACCAGUACAAAGUGCUACCAAAGUCUUCCCAGUGAAUUCAGACCAAGCAGAAGUGUUGAUCAUUAUCGAGUCUCAAGGAAGCCAAGAGAUGAAGAUCCGUGUAGCAGGCAAGGAGGUGGUCAAGUCUAAUGUCGAGUACACCCCUGGAGACUUCGCAGACUACUACAUCGGUGGCGUGCCACCAGCCCUGAGAGAAAGACACAACAUCACCGCCCAGCCACUGAAGGCCUGCAUGAACAACAUCAAGCUCAACAGCAAGUACCCCACCUUCGAGGAGAAAGUGGGCAUCAGCCGGGGCUGUCCCACGGAUUUCCUGGCGUCUCGUAAAUCAGAGUUUAACGUGGGAAGUUCUCUGUCAGCUGCUCUCGAAGGCUUCAGCCUGGCAAGUGAUGUCACAGUCUCACUGGGUUUCAAGAGCUCUGAGAAAAAUGGGCUCCUACUGCAGAACACCGAGUCGAGUGUUGGCGCCAUCGAACUUGCCUUGGUCAACGGCUAUGUGGUCCUGACGUUCAAAGACACAGCUUGGAAAUCUUUGAAAUCAAGCAAGCAGUACCAGGACGGCAAAUGGCAUUACCUGACUGCCACCAGAAGGGUGGCUUCUCAAAGUAUCGAGCUGCGGAUAGAUGACGAGGAUGUGGGAGGACAGAUAACCUCAAGCUCCUUCAGUUCAAACCCAGACUCUGUGUUCCUGGGGAAAGACACCUUCAAAGGCUGCAUCUCCAACCUCUACUUGAGAAGGCCUGACUCUCUGUACAGAGCAGAGGACCUGAGUCAGUUCAGCUCUACAGGAGAUGUGCUGCUGGAUAUGUGUAGCUCUGACAGACCUCCACAACUGAUGCUCGACCGCAACACCUCCAGCAAGGGUGGUGGUAUGGAGGUGUCAGAGGACAGUCUCUCUGUGUGUGCACACUCUGUUCUAGUCAAACAUGCCUACCACAUUGGGGGCACUGUGAGUAGCCUGAGCUACAGCCUCACUCCCCAGGUGCUCCAGCACAGACCUCAUUUCUCCCUGGACGUUAGGACCAAGUCUGCCGAGGGCCUGCUGUUCUAUGCAGCCACCAGAGGGGGGAGCUCUCACGUGGCUCUCUACCUGUCAAAGGGCAGGAUCAUGCUGUCAGUAGGCAAGGGGAGGGAGAUCUUCAACAGGGAGACAUACAACGAUGGAAGAUGGCACUCGGUAAUAUUCAUCCUAGAAAAGAAGAAGUUCCGGUUGGUAGUGAACGGUAUUAGGGCUCAGGAUGGACAGCUGACCAGUGAUGAGGCCACGUCCAUGGAACUGAUCUCUCCUCUUUACCUGGGAAGUGCUCCUGAUUCCUUGAACACAGAACUUAAGGUAAGCAACACACGAACACACACACAUACAGUACAGCAUACACUCACACCCCAAAAUUGUAUUGUGUUUUCUCUUUACUUUCAGUGGAAGCUCCUCCCAAAGCAAAGUGUGAUUGGCUGUGUGCGUAACUUCAAGAUGAAUGGCACUCCCAUGCCAGAGCCAACCACCAAUCAUGGUGCUGGCCCCUGCUUUGACGGACAGACACAGAGUGGGGCCUACUUCUCAGGGAGAGGGGCAUAUGUCAUUAUUAAUGAUUCCUUUGUGGUGGGCUCCAGCUUUGAGGUGGUGUUUGACAUGCGUCCCAGGAGUCUGACUGGUGUUCUGCUCCAUGUGGGGAACUCCAGCAGGCCUCGCCUUGGGCCCAACACUGGACACCACCUCAGCCUCUACAUGCACAGAGGAGAGGUGGUGGCACGUGUGAACAACGGAGCUGGUGAAUUCAGCGUUUCCGUUCGGCCCAAGCAGCCCUUGUGUGAUGGAAUGUUCCACAGAGUUGCAGUGAUCAAGAGGAACAACGUUGUGGAGAUGCAUGUGGACACUGAGGGCCACCACAAAAUAGGACCUCCUUCCUCCUCCCCCACUCUGACCAAAGACCAACUUUAUGUGGGCGGCAUUCCAGAAACGUCCAUGCACCCAUCCCUCCCAGUCACAGGGUCCUUUGAGGGCUGCAUCCAGAACAUGAAGAUCAAUGAGGAUCCGAUCUCCUUCGAGAGGCUCUCUGGGGUAUUCGGGCCACUCAACCUCAGAGAGUGUCCAGCUGGCUGAGUAGAAUCUACUCCAUGACCACAUCCUGGGACCACAUCCACUGUCCACUAGCCGCUGCGUGCAAUCUGUUCCAAAAACAGAGAAUGUGUAUGUAUGUGUGUGAGCGAUAGUGUUGUGUGUGAAAGAGAGAAGUGUGUGUGCGUGUGUGCAUGUGUGUCACAAGGAUAGUAAAACACGGACCAUUUGGACAAGUGGGGACAUUUUGACAGUCCCCACGAGGAAAAAUGCUAUUUUAGGCUCAGGGGUUAGGUUUACUAUUAGGGUUAGAAUAAAAUGUAGGGUUAGUGGUUACAGUUACGUUUAGGGUUAGGGCUAAGGUUAGGAGUUAGGGUUAGGUAUAGUUUUAGGGUUUGGGGUUAGGGUUAUGGUUAUGGUUAGGUUAAGGUUAGGGUUAGAUUUAGGGGCUAAGGAAAAUAGUAUUUUGGAUGGGAAUCCAUUUUUUGGUCCCCACAAGGAUAGCAAUACAAAACUGAGAGUGAGAGAGAUGGGGAAGUUUGGCUCUUUUUACUGGCUCUGAUCUUUUCGACUCCUUCAGUCAAAAUAAUGAAUAUUUCUACUAAUUAUGUUCGAGUCAGUAAUGCACAGAAUACGCAGGACCCCCUACCGUCGAACCAUGAACUGAAAACUCAAAAGUCAUAAUUCUACAAGCUUCUUGUACACCAUACGGGGCUUAUUUGUGACUGAGAUUUGUAAACGUGUGCUUUAAUUUUUUUUACAUUUGUUGAUUGUGAGGCAUACAAAUAAGAUUAUUUCUUGAUACAUUUGAAAUGAGGUCUAAUUGUGGCCACACCCGGACUAUAUUGUGAACGACUGUUGGCGUAAUGCAUUGCUUGACUGCCGUGGGGGUGAUGAGCACAAAGUCGUUCGAGAACUGCAGCCCCCGAAAUGAUUCGUUCUCGAGUUCGAGUUUGUUAAGCAGAGGCUGUGUAGGUUUUGGUUCUACAAAGCUCUGUCUGUGAUAAAUAAGUGACAAUGCCCGAGAAACCUGUGUUUGAAGGAUAUAUAGGCACGGGUAUCCUCCAAAUACCGGCUUCGAGAGCAUUAUCAAUUUUAUACAACGGGUUACCAACAUAUUCAAAUAAUGAUUGACAUAUUUUCAUAAAAAGAGUAAUUUGUAUUUAUUUAUUCAUACUGUUUCAUCCUUCCACAAGAUAUAGUCCCGGCACAAAUCUAGGGUUGCCACGCAAGCCGGCUGGCUGUUCAUUCUAUUGUUUCGGUUGCCAGAAACGCGACCCAGUCGUUCAGUCUUUUUGUUCUGUAUCUAUGGACGCGAUCCAGUCAUUCGUUCUAAAUGUUC